Molecule: messenger RNA, 2366 nt
Organism: Mucor mucedo
Lineage: Eukaryota; Fungi; Mucoromycota; Mucoromycetes; Mucorales; Mucoraceae
Exons: 3
Coding region: 79-2193 (704 amino acids)
Molecular function (GO): protein binding
Source: RefSeq, a predicted model, not a curated record
UUCCGAUUUCCUUUUAUCCCCCCCCCCCUUUUCCUCUUUCUUUACCAUUGAACAAUCCACUUUAAAUAUUAUUGAUCUAUGGGGUGCUUCGAAAAAGGACCAUCCAUGGAGGCGGGAGGCGGUAUAAAUGAACGUAUGGAAGUUUCUUCUUCUGAAAAAAGAACUAUUUUCGACCAAGAUCAAGCUCAUGAUGUUAUACUGUUUGAUAUUUCUUGCAAUAAAAAAUGGGCAGCUUAUGUCACUUAUCAGAAAUCUAAAUUGACGAAAGACUCAAAUGUUACGAACGAAAACAAUGAAGAACGAAUUUUUAUUACAAGGCGUAAAUUUUAUGAAGUCGAUCAAAAACAUCCAUCUUAUUACGAGGCUGAGCCCACAGAACCAAGUGUUGUUGAGCAUUUCAGUCUUGAAAUAACCGAACAUGUCAAAAAUGCGGGGCUUAACCAUUGCAAGUUUUUAUCAGUAUCCCCCGAUGGAGAAUACGUUGUCAUGUCAUUUUUUGAAAGAAAUAUGAUUGGAGAAAUCCCUAAAAUCAAGGAACCUGAAAACAAGCACUGUCUCAUUUUUGAAGUUCAAGAUAACAAGAAUUUGCGUCUUAAAGAUAAAAUAAUAUGUGAUGGUCGUGCUGUGUUUAUUGGCAACGAGACGUAUCAACUUGCCAUCAUUAGUACAAAUGUUGUUGAAGUCUAUGCUAAAUUUCCCGGCAAUCUUUCAGUCACUGAUGUAUAUGAUUUGUCCCCAUUUCUCUCAGGAAAACAGCAACAUGAGGAGCUUCGCAAAGAUGACCUGUACAUCCAAAAUGCCUCGUGGGCUGAUAUCGUAACACACUCAGAAAACGCUGAUAUAAAGAGAAUUAUGAUGCUUUCUAGGCAUAUUCGGCACAAUAUUGUGACCACACAUUUUGUUGGAAAUAUUGCCCGUGUUUGGUCUAUCGCAGAGGAUGGUGUUCGUUUUACCUCGUUUCGUGCCAAAGAAGAAAAUAUUGUGGCUUUCUCUAAAAACUAUAAAUACACCGCCACGCAUUUGGAAAAUACUAAAUCAAUCAAUAUAUACAAUGUCAAAAGUGGAUUACUCGUUUAUCGAUUAAAGUCUCAAGCGAAGUGGAGCCCAGAAUUUAAAGUUUCACACAUUCGAUUUUGUUAUGGCGGUAGAUACGUUGCCAUGUCAGGCAUUGAAGGUGACAAUGUUAGCUUUGAAGUCUGGUAUAUCGAAGCCGAAAAAUCGAUCUACAGAAAAACCAUUCAAGCUAAGACAUCUCUAGGCUUAACCCGAUGUAAAAUUGUAUAUCCAUUUGUCACACGCGGAACCAAUGAAAAUGGCAUCAAAUGCUUGAAAGGAAUUUACACAUGUUUCGAGAAUGAUAAGGCGAUUACUGGUUUUGUCGAGUUAAAAAUCGAUCAAAAAGCCGAGAUUGAUUGGCAAACUGGUCAAAGACAACCUUAUAGAGGAGGAAAUUUUGAGAUAUACAACAACUUGGGGGAUUUCAAUGGACUUAAAGGUGCUUAUAUUGAAGCGGAUAAAAAGGAAUGUAUGAUUCGUUUUGGUCAACAUACAGUACAGCUUUGGAAGUUGGCAGAGGGUAGAAAUCAAAAGAACUCACCCAUUACCGACGAAGACGAAUUACUUUAUAUCCGAGCUUACAAAGGACCAGAUUAUGGUGUUGAGUAUUCAUUUCGAGAAAAUUGGCAAAUUCAUGAUUUUAACAGCAUAAGGUUUAUCCAAGGAGAACCAUCUGGAAGAGUAUUAGUCAACAUCACAGAGAACAAAGAUAAUCAAUCUGAUUCGACUUAUCAUACCGAGGAAUUAUUUUUACCUCUGGAGGAACCCGCUAGUAAGCCUGGCACACCAUGUUUUGAAUUAUCUACCACCAUGGAUUUGGACUCAGCUCAAGAGAAUAAUAGAGAUAUGCUGCUUUCCAAAACUGAAGCUAUCAUAAAAUCCGCGGUAAAAGAUAUUCAUAAAGAAUCCAACUUUUUUUCGACAAUUUCAGGAAGUAGAACAUUGGCUAUGCUUGCUUCAUUUGAAAGUGGAAGAGAAAUUAUCAAAUUGAUUAUUGCUAAAGAGCUGCCUAUUAGUAUAUUUAGUGAUCCUAGAUAUGUAAAGGAUGUGGGGAUUGAAGAUGAUGAACAAUUCUGGAUAGACCAAAGACAAAGGGCUUUGGAAUUCUGGGUAGAUCAAAAGCAAAAGCUCUUCUAGAAUUGGUGCACAAUCGGAGCAUGACGUGCCUGCCGAACCAGAAACAGAAUAUCGAAGUUCUUCUGUAAAAACACCAUCAACCGAGAAAUGUGCAAAUCAGUCUAUUGCAGGAAAUGAAAACGUUUUGACCGUCUUAAUUGAAACCCUCAAUUAUGAUCUAUACAAGCUGAUCU